Effrenium voratum is the source of this 2292-nucleotide messenger RNA. NCBI's taxonomy places the organism in Eukaryota, Dinophyceae, Suessiales, Symbiodiniaceae. The record is from the annotation of a GenBank genome assembly.
AUGUGGCGGCUGAAAAACGCCCCCAAAGCCAGUGUGGCAGUGGACUGGCACAAUGUCAUUUGCUGCAAUGAUGUGGUGCCCUCCAGCUCCAUCAAUGCCUUGGAGAAGCUGGACCUUGCUGGGUAUACAGAUCGUGCGAAGGCAGCCCAAGUCUACCCGGUGGAGCUGGUGGAGGCCAUCCUGAGAGGCCUGCGGAGUGAGAUGAGGAAACGAGGACAGAUCAAUAGCGUGGAGGAGAUGCUGACGGGAGCCUCGCCGGACGAUUGGGUGGACCAGGAGAGGGAGAACCAAGAGGUGGACGAGCUGUUCAUGGACGACUCGUCGGGGACGGUUCUGCCAGCCGAGCUUGUGAGAAAGGCGAGAGCUGAGGAGUUGGACUGGCUCCGAAAGGAGGCGGUCUACGAAAGAGUUCCGAGGAAGCUCUGCGAGCAGAGCGAGCAGAGGAAGCCACUUCAACUGAAGUGGUUAGAUGUGAAUAAAGGAGAUGAGGAGAAUCCGAAGGUGAGGAGUCGGCUGGUGACGAAGGAGAUCAAGAAGGCGAAGAGGCCAGAUCAACAACUAGGCGCGGAAGACACCUUCGCCGCAACGCCGCCUGUAGAAUGCGUCAUGAUGAUCUUGAGCCUGUUCAUGUCGCAGAAGGGCAUCAAGAAGAAGAGGAAGCUGGCGGUGUGGGACAUCUCCCGGGCGCACUUCAUGGGCAAGGCAGAACGGGAACUGUUUGUGGAGCUCCCGCAGGAAGACUUGGUGCACCCGGAGGAUGAGGAGGCGAUGGUGGGGAGACUCCUGCGGAGCAUGUAUGGCACGCAGGACGCGAGCAAGAUCUUCCAGAUGGACUACCAAGGUCUCAUGGAGAAGGAGAAGGGCGAGUUCAGCAAGCUGUGCCCUGCGCUGUUCAAGUUUCAGGAGCGAGGCAUCAUCGGGCUGGUGCACGGAGACGAUUUUCUGGUACUCGCGGAGGACGACCAGCUGACCUGGAUGGAUGGCGUCCUCAACAGCAAGUACAAGGCCCGGUGGGAGGCGACAGUCGGAGACGGGGAGCUGGACGGCAAGGAGAUGUUCUUUCUCAAUCGGCUCAUCAGGUACGUGGCAGAUGGAACGGAUGGAAAACGCUUGGAGGUGGAAGCGGAUGCGCGGCACGCGGAGAUCCUGAUGAGGUCGUUUGGGUUCGACUCCAAGACCAAGGGCAGCGACAUCCCGGAGGAUAAGAUUCGGGAUCAGGACAUCAUUGUCGAAGAGCGCUCCGAGACGUUGGACGAGGCCCAGACCGGUGAGUUCAGGUCUAUGACUAUGAGGCUGGCUUAUCUGAGCCAGGACAGGCCGGAUGUGAUUCACGCCUCGAGGACGUUGGCGUCGGCCAUGAAGAGCCCGAAGAUGGGUGAUUGGCUUCGGCUCAAGAAGGUGGUGCGGUACCUGCUGAAGUACCCGUAUAUGAAGAGGACCUUCUUGGAGCAGAGGCCUGAGGAGGUGGACGUGCUGGCCUGGUCCGAUUCGGAUUGGGCCGGAGACCUGAGGACGAGGAGGAGUACCACGGGAUCGGUGGUGAAGAUUGGGCAUCACACGGUGCUGAUCAGAGCCGCGGGACAGAAGGUGGUGGCGCUGAGCUCUGCCGAGAGUGAGUUCUACGGCAUGUGCAGGACAACAACGCACGCGGAGUUCAUCCGCGGGGUCAUCAACUUCUGGGGCUACGCGGUGACGAGAGUCAUGCUGAAGGUGGACAGCACGGCGGCUCGGGCAAUGAGCCUUCGGAAGGGUGUGGGCAAGACGCGCCACAUCCAGGCGAGGUUUCUUUGGCUGCAGGACAAGGUCUUCGCCAAGGAGGUCGCGGUGGUGAAGGUUGAUGGGAAGGAGAAUGAGGCGGACCUGGUGACGAAGGUCCAGCCGGCCACGAUGAUCAAGGGGACGCAGCUCUUUGGUGUUGUUCGACACGCAGAGCGCGCGGACGGGGUCUUUGCAAUCUGGGAGGGUACGCGAUGGUGCAGCUCUGACGAUGGGCGGAGGUUUCCGCUGGACCCACCACUGAGUGAUGCCGGCCUUGAUCAGGCCGACGGCAUGGGUCGGCGCAUCAGCAGCUUCGCGGAGCAGAAGGGUACCUCCUUCCAUGUGGUGGUUUGCUCGCCCUACGCGCGAUGUGUGCAGACUGCGGUCAAAAUUUGCAAGCAGCUAGGCAGGGACGAGCUCGGAGCUCGUAGCUGGGGAGAUCGACGUGGGCUGGGUCCAAAUUUGGAGCGCCGUGGUUGGAGUCCUUUUGACUUUCAGUGUGAGCAAGCUUGCUCUGAGGCUACCCAGUUGUGA